This is a messenger RNA of Notolabrus celidotus (New Zealand spotty), 2302 nucleotides long. It is a transcript of the gene npepl1, whose product is annotated as aminopeptidase like 1. Gene Ontology annotation, biological process: proteolysis. Gene Ontology annotation, cellular component: cytoplasm. The transcript is spliced from 12 exons. The record is from RefSeq and is a predicted model, not a curated record. Lineage: Eukaryota; Metazoa; Chordata; Actinopteri; Labriformes; Labridae. Gene Ontology annotation, molecular function: metalloaminopeptidase activity; manganese ion binding. Bases 102 to 1673 code for a protein of 523 amino acids.
UGCCGUCGCAGCUCCGGGCUCCACCGGUGCCCCUCCGCCGCUGCUGCCCGUUCAUAUAACACAGCCGUGUGUAGAGUUAUCAGUCUGCAAGGGAAAAAAAAAUGGCGAACGUGGUGCUGGAGUUCAAGGCUUCUGCCGGGGACUCCGAGCCACAGAGUCGCCCUGUUCUGAUCAUUGGGCAGCACACUAGUCUGCAGCAAGUCAACUGGAGCCAGAUCAAAGGGAAGCUGCAGCCUGUUGUGACCAAAGAGAUCUGGCAGGCGGCUCUCAGUGCUUUGAACCCGAACCCCACAGACAGCUGCCCUCUGUACCUCAACCAUGCUGCGGUGGCUGCUCUACCCUCCCGGGUCAGCCGGCACAACAGCCCAUCUUCUGCCAACUUUGUGUCCCGCCUGGUCCGAUCCUGCCUGCCCGGAGGGAACAACCGCUGCAUCGUGAUGGUUUGUGAGCGUUCAGAUGUGUUCGCAUCCUCCUGCGCCAUCUCCAGGGCCUUCCCAAUCUUCUCUCGGCGCUCAGCCUCCUCCCGCAGGACUGAGAAAAAACACGUCACUGUGGAGUUUGUGAUCGUUGGGCAAGAGAGUAGUGCUCUGGAUGCCUCAGAGCUCAAGUGCCUCUCCAAUGCUGCUGAUGGUGUGCGCCUGGCUGCUCGCAUUGUGGACACUCCAUGCAACGAGAUGAAUACAGAUCACUUCUUAGAUGAAAUCAAGGCUGUGGGAACUGAACUUGGAAUUACUCCUGUGAUCAUUCGUGGAGAAGAUCUGAAGCAGAGGGGUUUCGGAGGUAUUUAUGGAGUUGGAAAAGCAGCAGAGCAUGGACCUGCAUUAGCAGUGUUGAGCCACACACCGGACGGUGCGACCCAAACCAUCGCAUGGGUGGGCAAGGGCAUUGUGUAUGACACUGGAGGACUCAGCAUCAAGGGAAAGACCACUAUGCCAGGCAUGAAGAGAGACUGUGGUGGAGCUGCUGCCAUCUUGGGAGCUUUCAAAGCUACUGUUAAACAGGGCUUUAAAGAUAACCUCCAUGCAGUGUUUUGCCUCGCAGAGAAUGCUGUUGGACCCAUAGCCACACGGCCUGAUGACAUCCACACUCUCUACUCUGGAAAAACCGUGGAGAUCAAUAACACGGAUGCAGAAGGCAGGCUGGUGUUGGCAGAUGGAGUAGUGUAUGCCAGCAAAGACCUGUCAGCUGAUAUCAUCCUGGACAUGGCCACUCUGACGGGGGCACAGGGAAUCUCCACAGGAAAGUACCAUGCAGCUGUGAUGACUAACAACGAGCAGUGGGAGGUUGCGUGUGUGCGUGCCGGCCGCAGCAGCGGAGAUCUCGCUCACCCUCUGGUCUACUGCCCUGAGCUGCACUUCAGCGAGUUCACCUCUGCCAUGGCAGACAUGAAGAACUCUGUGGCAGACCGGGAGAAUGCCCAAAGCUCCUGUGCUGGCCUCUUUAUUGGUUCCCACUUGGGCUUUGAUUGGCCUGGAGUCUGGGUCCAUGUGGACAUUGCCUCACCUGUCCACGCUGGAGAGCGUGCCACAGGCUUCGGUGUUGCUCUGCUAAUGGCCCUGUUCGGUCAGGCGUCGGAUGACUCCAUGCUGAACCAAGUGUCUCCUCUGGGUGCAUCCACAAAUGUGUGUGAGGACCAGAUGGAGCGUGACUGCAAGAGACGAAGGCUGGUGUAGAACAGACAUGAUGCUCGGUUUAACCCUGAUCUGUCAGAUGCCACCACAGUCUUUUUGUAGAAGCAAGAGCUCCAAACAUUUUAAACUGUAAUCCCUGUGUUUGAAUUUGACUUCACUAAAUAAAAACAGAUAAUCAUCAGUAAAUCCGGUGUGUUAUACGUGAUUGUAAUCAACACAGGCUGUCAAUUUCCUCUUGUUCUCAGUGCAGUAUUAGAUCUAAAAACAGCAAGUGAUGUGUCUUCAUGACAGAAAAAAGUAACAGCUGUCUAAAAAGUGGCUCUUUGGUAAUAUUUUACAGUUAUGUCUUAAAUGUAAACCAAGGAUUCUGCCAUUCAUGUUAUCUUACACAUUGUAAAAAAUACUGGAUCAUCUAGGUUGGAGAUUUCUGUUUUAGUCACCACUGCACUUUGUAUUCACUCUGUGUAUCUUUUUGUUGUGUGACACAUAGAUCAAAUGAAGGAAUGAAUGCUUACACACACUUUCACAAUGUUGUCAGAUAAAUAAUUGACAAACAGUGUCACAUAGUUUUGUCAGCACAAUACAACUGCAAGUAUUAUAAAGUGCAAGUAUGAUGUUUUUCCAACCUCGUGACAAUCAUGUUGUCCUUCAAUAAAGGCGGUGCCACCUAA